GGCAUGCAUCGGCUCAGAAUCCUAGGGCUUUCUUCAAGUUGAGAUAAUUUUCUACAGGUCGUUUUGGGAAGGGAGCAAACUUUUCUAUCUACAUUUUCCCAGCUGACAUAAAUUGUGUACUCUGGGGUUGCAUUUGGAAAUUUUCCCAGAAAACAGACAAAUAUUAGUUUGCACAAUCCAGAUGGUGUAAAUACUUAACUAUUAAUUUAACAUAAAUUCAGUAUUUCCUAACUGAAAUUUACAAAGGGAAUACAGACGUCAUUUGAGCUCCUUUUGGAAUGGAUGGCAAACAAAGACAGGAUGCUAUGCAUAUUGAACAGAAUACGGCUGAGUUGUUACCCAGAAAUCCAUACUGUUCAAAUGAAGGGAUGCCCUGUGGUUGCAGAUCGCCCAUCGUGACCUUACAGCCGCAGUGGGUGACAGCAAAACCGUGGUCACUCUGGAAAACAUUUCUGGUGUGUCUACUGGCCUGUCUAAUUGCUACGACCCUUGUGGUUCUGCUCUUUUAUUUUGUCCACUUUGGCAAGCCCACCAAUGGCACCACCGUCAUCAUUCAUGCAGACAGCCAUUCCAAUCAUGUCACCUGCAUCCCUGGUUCUUCCACAUCCUCUCUCUCAACAUCCUUAUCUGGAUCUCAGAGUACCUUACCUUCUAUUGCUGUGGCCAGUCAAAGCCCCUCUACCAAAGAGCCUCCACCUCCUAUGGAGACAACUAAAUCCACAACGUGGGAACAUGAAGUUAUCAUUGAAGAUAAAGAAUGACAUUUGGGGGGCUUUUAGCCCUCCUAAAGCCAAAGCAACACCCUUACCCUGAAAGAGACAUGUCCAAGGUAUUCUCUUCUCCUGCCAAGAGGUUCCAAAGCAUUUAGCACCAUGAGACUUUGCCCCCUUGCUUAGUCAUCGUUGUAUUCCCAUAUGAUAAUGACUCAGUCUUGGGCCCUCCAGUGUUUAAAUAAUUGGAAAAGAAAAUAUUCAGCUGAGCCUGGUUGAUUCUCCAGGCUGGAGUCCAGAGGAUUUUUUCUUUUCAUCCCUCCUACACAACCAAUCUCAAUUUCGCUAAUGAGGAUUUCGACUGCUUAAAGGGCUGUCUGCUUCCUGUGUGCUGGUUCUCAAGCCAGUAUUUACCACCUGGUUGUUGAUUAUUUUCCAAUUGCAUACACUUGAAUAUUUUCAACUAAAGAGGUUAAUGAACAUAAAUUAUUACAUAACUAUUGAUUAUUACGGAAGCAUUUUUCCUAUUGGAGAGUUCAGAAAAGAGGGCAGAUCAGUGAGGUUAGGUAUAAUCAAGGAAGAUUUCAGAGAAGGGCUGCAAGUUGAACAAGGGUGAAAGUUUAAGUCGAGAUAAUUAAAACAUAAAAUGUGAGGGCUAAGGGAUUUCAUAGAUUUAAAAUCAAAACACACUUAGAAACACUUCAAAUGUAACAAAUGAUGUAUUUUAUAUAUCUGUACUUUUUCACCAAUGUUAUCAAUAUUAUUUUCUAUACUUGAUAUUUUGCUUAAUCUCUU
Sus scrofa (pig) is the source of this 1505-nucleotide messenger RNA. RefSeq lists its product as uncharacterized. Lineage: Eukaryota; Metazoa; Chordata; Mammalia; Artiodactyla; Suidae. Gene Ontology annotation, cellular component: plasma membrane; Golgi apparatus. The record is from RefSeq and is a predicted model, not a curated record. Gene Ontology annotation, biological process: activation of protein kinase B activity.